AUGGGCGCUGUUGAUCCCACGUACCCACUCUUCCCGAUCGCCAACAUUUUGUCUGCGGCGAUGCUGCUUCUGGUACUCCUAACUAGUCUAGUGCGCCAAAGCUGGAAUCUGGCCGUUGGCUUUCUAUGCUUUUGGCUUCUCGUGGACAAUGUCACCACCGCCGCGAACAGCAUCAUCUGGUCGGAUAAUGCCGAUGUAAAGCUGUAUGCUUACUGCGACAUUGUCACCCAUCUGCAAGUCAUCACAUCCGUAGUCAAACCGAUGGCGACCCUUCUCAUCACGCGCCGACUCUACCUGAUCGCCAACUUGCAGUCAGUCGAACCUCACAGGAAAGGGAAAGGAGAGAGGCUAUGGGAUACCGCGGUAGAAUGGACUCUAUGUCUGUUUGUCCCCCUUCUCGUGGCUGGUCCCAUCUACUACGCGAAUCAAGGUCUUCGAUACUUCGUCAAUGAGGGUUUUGGGUGCACAGCUGCGAAGUUCGUGUCAGUACUCGAACUUCUGACCGUAGAGUCGUGGACUGUCAUACCUCCCCUGAUCUCUGUCAUGUUCUAUUAUCCGAAGGUAGCCCGGAUAUACUAUCGCCAGAGCAAAGACGCCCACAGCUUCCUACGCAGCAACUCCUCAGUGUCGCACACGAACUACUUGCGCAUCCUUGUUCUUGCCAGUAUUGACAUCUUGCUGAUGCUGCCUGCGGGAAUAGUGAACGUUACGCUUGAGAUUAUCGCGGCGCUGUCGCGUCCGGACGACUUCCCCUUCUACUACGGCUGGACCAUCCUACACACCGAUUGGGAUCCCGUUGCGUUGCCCUAUGCCGAGCAGCAGGGGUUCGGGACGGCAGCGCUCGUGCAAAGCUACUUCGUGUUUUGGACGUCGCCCGUCCUCGCAUUCGCCAUCUUUGGCCUCUUCGGCCUCACAUCCGAAGCGCGGACGUCUUACUGGCGCAUCGUCUGCACCGUCUGCGGCUGGUUUGGACGGAAGCCUACUGCCCUCGAGCAGGUGGGGCGGACAUCACUGGGUGAUAUUGAGUUUGGCGCGCGCUCGCAGGUCGACGCCGAGACGGGAUUGCGCACUUCCAGUCCCGUCGAGGUAGCUACGGCUGUAGCAACCAUGGUCGACGAUAGGAUCGAGGCGCCUGAACCCCGGGCGGACUUGAAGUUGAUGGCGAAGCACGUCGACGAGGCAUCUUUCGAGGAGACAUGCGAAUGUGACGCAGAAGGUGGUACCACAGCUGCUGGUGGCACUUCUAGCGACGGUGAACGCUUCCAAGAUGCGGAUGCACUAGGUCUUAAAGAGAAUGUAUCUGAUGUGCCAGUACUCUAG
Molecule: messenger RNA, 1320 nt
Organism: Peniophora sp. CBMAI 1063
Lineage: Eukaryota; Fungi; Basidiomycota; Agaricomycetes; Russulales; Peniophoraceae
Source: the annotation of a GenBank genome assembly